Molecule: messenger RNA, 1908 nt
Organism: Formica exsecta
Lineage: Eukaryota; Metazoa; Arthropoda; Insecta; Hymenoptera; Formicidae
Exons: 6
Coding region: 132-878 (248 amino acids)
Source: RefSeq, a predicted model, not a curated record
UAACCGAGUCCCGUGAUUGGGGGUCUUACUCGCUGGUAGAAUAGCGAGUAUCACAUCAUCCCCUGACCACUGUCAAGUGAGCUCCUGUCAGAGUCGCCAGCCUCGGAUCAUCCUCGAUCAAACUAGCCGCCAUGCACGCUUCCGUCGUUCGUACUUGUUUGGCUUAUACGUUAUUUACUAUGGCCUUCGCUGCAAUACCAUCGUACAUAAAGGUAUGCAGCCGAAACGACCCGGAAAUAAAUAAAUGUGUAAUUAAUUCAAUUGAGCAACUGCGAGACAAACUGACCACAGGAAUUCCGGAAAUAAGUGUUCCAUCAAUCGAACCGCUUAUCUUAAAGCAUGUGCGUUUAUUGAGAGGCCCCACCGGUGCGAGACUUGAUAUUAAUCUUACGAACAUUCAGGUAUUUGGACCUUCCACGUUUAAUAUCCGAGAUCUUAAGGUUGACCCAAAAAAGGUGGCCCUUACCUUUAAAGUUGGCUUUGACAAGCUCGAUUUUCGGGGAAAGUAUCAGAUAAACGCGCAAAUUCUGUUGCUCAAAUUGGUUGGAGAAGGAGGUCUUAAUGGAAGUUUCCUGGGUUAUAAUAGUGACUGCAUUUUGAAGUCUCACAAAGUCGUUAGAAAUAAUAUGUCGUAUAUAGUCUUCGAAAAAAUGAAAUUUGACAUCACUAUAAAUAAGGCCCGUAUCAAUCUUGACAAUUUAUUUAAUGGCGAUCCAAUUCUUGGACCAGCGAGCAAUGAAGUUUUAAACGCAAAUAGCGAUUUAUUGGUGGACGAGAUAAAGCCGGUAUUAGAAGAAGCUUUAUCAGACUUGUUUACCGACGUCGCCAACAAGAUCACUGAAGCAUUCACAUACGAUGAAUUAUUUCCGAAUAAUUAAUCCUUUAUUCAUUUGUUGAAUCUCUAUUGUUACCCGAAACUUAAUUUGAUUUAUAUUUCUCUAUUUAAAUUGUUUCUUGAUUUUUAAAUUACAAGGGCUGCGACACUUUUGAUAAACUUUAAUUAAUAUUGCUGUUUUUAUAUGGUAUAUUUUAUAAUAUAUAAGAGUUAGUAAGUUAUAAUGCACAAGCACAAAUUGUGUUUAUUAGCAUUUGAUUGCCAUGCAAAUUAUGUCGAAAAAAUCCUUUCUUUGUACAAAAAUUUAUAAUUUUUAUCUUAAAAAUUUGUACACUAUUAAUUUUUCAGUUUUAUUUUAUGUUUCAGUAUAAGUGGUUUAAUAAUUGUAUUUUAUGCGAUAAUACAUUAGUACUAAAUUAUUAAUCCCAAGUGAGUUACCGAUAUAUUAGCAAUCAGUAAUAGUUAAAAUUAAUAUGACAUAAGAAUAUCAUAUAACUUAUACUUUAUAAGUCUUAAAAGCAUAUCUCAGGUACCUUAUUUUUGAUUUACUAAUCUAAUAAAUCUAAAAAAGAUAGUUUAGCAUAGUGAAAUCUUUUUGGUUAAAUUAGAUCAUUAAAAGUAUUGUGUGAGUGCAUAAUACAAUAUACACUUACAUAAAGUAAACAAUAUUUUAUAGUAUUUUAGAAAAAAAAAUACAUUUGGAAAUGGGAUUUCAUAUUUUACAUAUAUAAAUUAUAUAAAAAUAUACGAAAGAGAGAAUUCCACUAAAUUUAUAUUAAAUGAGAUAUAAUAUCAAAUGAUGAAGCUCAUGUUGCGAAAUUUUUAAGCAAAAGAAUACACAUUGUCCUUUAUUAAGUCUGUUACACGUGCCAAAGUUACGCAAGUAAUUACAACUCAAACUUUGUUGAAAUAAGGGAGACAAAAAUGUAAUGCAAAUGAGAAGAAAUGCUAGUUAUAAUAAUAUGAUGUAAAUUGUUAUUGUAAUGAUUAUUAUGCUCGAUCGUGUAUUACAUUUUAUUGUUGAAUUGAAUGCAUUUAUGAUUAUCACAUACAGAUAUAUGAUUUUUCAAAAA